Messenger RNA from Alternaria arborescens, 849 nucleotides. RefSeq lists its product as hypothetical. The transcript has 2 exons. The coding region runs from base 1 to 849 and encodes 282 amino acids. The record is from RefSeq and is a predicted model, not a curated record. Lineage: Eukaryota; Fungi; Ascomycota; Dothideomycetes; Pleosporales; Pleosporaceae.
AUGGCGUCAAACCAACAACCGAACACAUCGCUUACCUGGGCGCCAUCGUUCAAAGAGGACGAUUCUAGAGUAGGCUUUCUGGACCUACCACGCGAGCUUCGAGAUCUAGUCUAUGAGUUCGCGUUUCGCGUCCCAGGCGCGAUUCUCGUUUACUCGCGCGACCCCUUUGCUGUCCGGCCAGUCGCGAGAGCAAUGAACAUCCGGCAUGGCGGUGACGGACCGAUUGAACCGCAACCGCUAAGCACUGGCCAAAUACCUGUCGCACUUUGGAGAACAUGUCGACAGCUUCGGGCGGAGAGCAGCCCAGUAUUUUAUGGAAUGAACGUCCUCUCUUUCUGGGCCCUAGGCAACAUCAACGUCGGACUUGCCAACAUGUGUUUAGUAAGGCACGUUUUAACUGAAGCAAGUCCUCGCGGCAUCUUUGAGAAGUCUCUCGAGCAUGUGAGCUAUUGCUGGAAGAGACGGUUUUGGCCUGAGGUAUUACGCAAUGGCAAGACGAUAUUAGAAGAGUUUCCAAACUUGGAAACACUGACAUUCUCAUUGAAGCCGCCGCGUGGGACGAACUUCAAACCGGCUUUCUUCGCUGUGACCAACAAGACUAGGGAGCAGCGUGUUGGUCUGGUUGCUACUUGGAUGGGUCAAAGGUCUUGGUGGGAAGACGAGCGAAUGCGUCAGAUCUUGCACCUAGAGAUGGUACCAUCGCCCGGUUUAUCGAAAGAUGAAUACGCAGGUUCGCGAUUCGUUCCUGAAGACGAUGAUGUCUGGGAUUGUACAGAGUUUACGGAUGCAUUCGAGCAGAUGAAAAACUCGAUGCAGUCGGACGCGCGUGUUGACGCUUCGAUCGGAUGA